Messenger RNA from Oldenlandia corymbosa var. corymbosa, 741 nucleotides. NCBI's taxonomy places the organism in Eukaryota, Viridiplantae, Streptophyta, Magnoliopsida, Gentianales, Rubiaceae. The record is from the annotation of a GenBank genome assembly.
AUGGCAAGUACAUCUGCUGCUGCUUCGUCCUCGUCGGCUUCUUCGCAAUAUACGUAUAGCAGCAGUUACUUUCCGACACCGAUUCACCUUCAACAGCCGCAGGCCUAUGUCGGCGCCCCUACGGUUUCCGUGCCGACGGUGCAGCUACCUGUUCCUCCUCCGCCUGUAGUUCCUGUCUAUCCUCCGGCAACUAUUCCUACGGUGUACUCCAUGCCUCAAUAUCAGCAGGCACAGCAGCUGUUUCAAAGAGAUGCACAAACAAUAACCCCAGAAGCCCUGGAAAGCGUUAAGGCUGCCCUUGCAAGUAGUGAGAGUGAACACAAGGCUGAGACAAAAAAGAAAGCAAUACCUCGUAAGGCAGCAGGACAAAGCUGGGAGGAUCCUACCCUUGCAGAAUGGCCUGAGAAUGACUAUCGUUUGUUCUGUGGAGAUCUUGGGAAUGAGGUGAAUGACGACGUUCUUUCAAAAGCAUUUGCCAAAUUUCCAUCCUUUAAUAUGGCGAAGGUUGUAAGAGACAAGCGAACCGGCAAAACAAAGGGAUACGGAUUUGUAAGUUUUGCCAAUCCAUCGGACCUUGCUGGAGCACUGAAGGAGAUGAAUGGUAAGUAUGUUGGAAAUCGGCCAAUAAAACUUCGAAAGAGCAACUGGAAGGAGAGAACAGAUGUUGAAGCUUUAGGGAAACAAAAGAAUCAUUUUCAAAAGAAACCCAAGGUGGCGAAGAAGAGUGUCUUUCACAAAUGA